GUUAUUAUAUUUACUCAUCAUUCACUUUAAAGGUGCUUCCUUUGAAGAGACUUUCUCCCUUUCUCCCUCUCUCUCUCUUUCUUUCUAGGGUUUGUCAACUCUCUAUCCAUCUCUACCUGUAAUAUUGUUUCAUAGCAAACUUCAAUGAGGAAACCUUGUUGUGAGAAGAAAGAGACAAACAAAGGGGCAUGGUCGAAGCAAGAAGACCAGAAGCUCAUGGAUUAUAUCCAAAAACAUGGAGAGGGUUGCUGGCGUUCUCUCCCUGAAGCUGCAGGCUUGCUUCGUUGUGGCAAAAGUUGUCGAUUGAGAUGGGUAAAUUACCUAAGGCCAGACCUUAAACGUGGCAACUUUGGUGAAGAUGAAGAGGACCUCAUCGUCAAACUCCAUGCGCUUCUUGGAAACAGGUGGUCAUUGAUAGCUGGGAGAUUGCCGGGCCGGACAGACAAUGAAGUGAAGAAUUACUGGAACACUCACCUUAAAAGAAAACUAGUUCAGCUGGGGAUGGAUCCCAACAACCAUCGCUUGGGACAGCUCACCCGACCAAGCAAAUCUUUUGUGCCAAAUAAUAAUCAUACAUAUAAAGCAGUGAAUUCAAACUCUCAAGCCUUGAAUUCUACAAGUGACCCUGUAGAGAGCAACACAAGCAGCUUACCUGACCUGAAUCUUGAUCUCACUAUAGGCCUUCCACUUGUGAAUUAAUGUGAAGAAGUUAUUUUUGCAACAGACGUUGUCCUUUUGUCUUUAUGUGAAGAAGUAAUUUUUUUUUUUUUUUUUUUUUUUUGUGCGCAAGUUAGAAGGAAUAUGUAGCACAAACAAAUUUUGAAUUUUUUGCAGCAGAAAAUGGACUGCAACACUAAUCCAAUCUAGUAUGAGGUAUUAGUCAGUAAUAUUUGAUGAUAUUUAUUCCCAAAUGUGACAUAUUAAAUGUUUCACAUGAAGAA
Messenger RNA from Corylus avellana, 941 nucleotides. Lineage: Eukaryota; Viridiplantae; Streptophyta; Magnoliopsida; Fagales; Betulaceae. The record is from RefSeq and is a predicted model, not a curated record.